Molecule: messenger RNA, 1362 nt
Organism: Capronia epimyces CBS 606.96
Lineage: Eukaryota; Fungi; Ascomycota; Eurotiomycetes; Chaetothyriales; Herpotrichiellaceae
Exons: 2
Coding region: 1-1362 (453 amino acids)
Molecular function (GO): oxidoreductase activity
Source: RefSeq, a predicted model, not a curated record
AUGUUUUCAUCCUUCCUCAACAUCUCGGUUCCGAAGUUCGGGUUCCGAAGGGCGCCGGCCUCCCAGCCCAUCGACAUCCCUAGUGUCGAGGUCCACGAUGUCGAAGUCUCGAGCGAGAAACGCGGCCGGCGGCUCAAACAUCUACUGAAACUCAACCAUGCCACCUUUGCCAUUUUAUAUAACCAUCUUCGCUUCCACAACCAUACUCCUCAUAUUCUGGGAUCGGCCUACCUAUUCGGCGGCACGCCCGAACAUUUGAAUGCCAUCUACGAAGACGCUGCUGCCAAUGAAGGCCACGAACACUGGGUCGAGUCGCCCUCUGAGAUUGCUCUGCACGACUACCGCGACUACCUAGGCAAGCGGGAAUACCAGCGGGCGUUUGUCGACUUCUUCGAGGACCAGCUUGUCCUUCACGGCUACGACUGGAAAGAAAUUGUGGAAAAUUUCCUUUUCGAACGCGGCCCUGGGAAGUCGGAUAACCCUGAGCCCAUCUUUAACUGCCUGACCGCUGGAUUGGGCCAUCCCCUGAUCCAUCUUGGCUAUGCGUACGAGCUGAACAGUCGUGAAGUAGCCAUGGAGGCUCUUGGGCUGGCGGCGACGUGCUACGACGCCAAGCUCGCUAGCCUCCUCGAGACAGCCUGCCACUCGCAGGCAUCCACCCGCAAUCCUCUCACAUACUCCACAAACGACCUCUUUGAAGUCUUCGCCCGCGUCCAAGGUGACAAGCGCCUCGACUCUGCCUUCGACCAUUACGGCGGCGACAACCUCUCACAGCUGCUGGCCGACCCUGUGCUCACCUCUAUCCUGUUGGAGCACUGGCACACAUGGAAGAUCGACCAUCCGACUGCCGACUUUGCUCAGUCUCAAGCCCUGGCAUCCGCACUGCUGAUUUCCUGUGCCACCAGCGUCGAGGGUCACGGUUAUGACUUCUUCCUCGUCCACCUGUUGACAACCUCACAUGCCGUGCGGAUCCUGAUCCCUUUCCUCGACGGACAGCACCAUCUCCCCCUUGUCCGCGAAUGGCUACUGAUCACCCUGGCCAUUUACAUCGCACAGCUGAGACCGCUGAUCAAGCGUGAGUACAUCACAGGUUAUGAUCUGCAGGGACGAGACUGGGCCUUUGUCGUGCAAGCGGCGCUCGAAGGCCAGUAUAAACUCGACGCGCAUUUCGUCAAGGCGUGCCGAGCUUUGAGGGAAGCUGACCGGGUAUGGGGUGAUGACAGCGGUGAGAAAUACUACCUCAAGGCUGCAGUCAAGUUUGCCAGUGAGUUUGACGGAUGGGGUGGGUUUGGAGCUGUGGAUGAAGAAGAAGAGCGGGAGCUGCAGGAGUCCAAAGCCAAGGCCAAGGCCAUAGACAUGUGA